This is a messenger RNA of Darwinula stevensoni, 1414 nucleotides long. Lineage: Eukaryota; Metazoa; Arthropoda; Ostracoda; Podocopida; Darwinulidae. The record is from the annotation of a GenBank genome assembly.
AUGCAUGUUGCAAAUGCAAUCCGGAGGGUGUUCCAUGCUGAAACACCAACGCUUGCAAUUGAUUGGGUCCAAUUGGAAGCCAAUUCCACAGUUCUCAGUGAUGAGUUCAUUGCACAUCGCCUGGGAAUGAUUCCUCUCACAUCAGAUGAAGUGAUUGAUAAAAUUCAAUACUCCAGGGAUUGUAAUUGUGCAGACUUCUGUCAAGACUGCAGUGUGGAGUUCACUCUGGAUGUGAAGUGCACUGAUGACCAAACAAGGCAUGUUACUACUGCAGAUCUGAAAUCCAGUGACUCACGUGUUGUACCUGUAACUUCCAAACGGAGAGAAGAUGAAACAACUGAAUAUGGUGAAACCGAAGAUAUCCUGAUAGUGAAAUUACGAAAAGGACAAGAGCUGAAGCUUCGGGCAUAUGCAAAGAAAGGGUUUGGGAAAGAACAUGCCAAGUGGAACCCAACGGCAGGGAUUGCUUUUGAGUACGACCCUGACAAUUCCUUUCGUCACACUCUCUUUCCAAAGCCAGAGGAAUGGCCCAAGUCUGAGUAUUCUAAGAUGGAGGAAGAUCAAUAUGAAGCUCCCUUUGACUCUGAAGGUAAGCCAAGCAAGUUCUAUUUCAACUUGGAGAGCAGUGGAGCUCUAAAACCUGAGAACAUUGUGCUUCAUGGCAAUAUGCAAGCCAGCAGAGGUGUGGGUCGUCUUCUGGCCAAGAGGUCUGCCCUCUUCCUCUGUGACAUGCAAGAGAAAUUUCGCAAUAACAUACAGUACUUUGGGCAGAUUGUUGAAAUAUCUAAUAGACUCCUUGUUGCUGCCAAGACUAUGGAUAUGCCUGUGAUCUGUACUGAGCAGUAUCCCAAAGGUCUUGGAAAAACAGUUUCUGAACUACAAGUUGAGAAAUAUGGUGUAAAACCUUUUGAGAAGACACAAUUCUCAAUGUGCAUUCCACCUGUUAUUGAGGAGCUGCAGAACCAAGAAACCCCUAUCAAUUCUGUCAUUCUCUGUGGGAUAGAGGCCCAUGUGUGCAUCCAGCACACAGCUUUGAGUCUCUUGGACAGGGGAUUUGAUAUUCAUGUUGUAGUAGAUGCAUGCUCAUCGCGUUCCAUGACUGAUAGAAUGUAUGCCUUCCAGAGGAUGAUGCAAUCAGGAAUUUACUUGACAACAAGCGAGAGCGUGAUCCUUGGUCUUGUGGCUGACUCCAAGCACCCAAAAUUCCGUGAAAUGCAAAAGAUCAUCUGGAAUUCAGCUCCUUGUACUGGACUACUUCAGAAAUCAUUAGAGGACACUCAAAUGGAGGGAUGAAGUAUUUGCUGAAAGGACUAUAUUGCAUAUCAUGACUUGGAUCCAUGCUGUGCAUGUUGAAAGAAAGAAUUCAAGUUUUCAUUAUUGCUUGCUAUAUUUUUGCGUUUCAAGGUGAAGAGGC